UUGAAAAAGGGAAAGGAAAUCGGCUGAGAAACCAAGGGGAGAUACUGGAAGCAUCUUCUUUCUGAAAGAAGGUACAAAAGAAACUGGUGGAGAAGUCCAAUAUACAACAUGAAGGACCGUAUGCACGAGCUUAGGAGUGGCAAGGACAGCGAUGAACUUGAUGAGGUGACCGUCAGCAUGGACAAAGAUGGCUUCAUGGACGAGUUUUUUGAGCAGGUGGAGGAGAUCCGCGGGUUCAUCGAGGCCCUCUCGGAGAAGGUGGAGGAGGUGAAAAGGAAACACAGCGCCAUCCUCGCUGCGCCCAACCCUGACGAAAAAACAAAGGCAGAGCUGGAGCAGCUGAUGACAGACAUUAAGAAGCUGGCCAACAAAGUCCGCUCCAAGUUAAAGAGUAUCGAGCAGUCCAUUGAGCACGAAGAGGGCUUGAACCGGCCCUCCGCAGAUCUGAGGAUACGCAAAACACAGCAUUCCACCCUAUCCCGCAAAUUUGUGGAAGUGAUGUCGGAAUACAACGCCACGCAGUCGGACUACAGGGAGCGAUGCAAGGGCCGGAUCCAGAGGCAGCUGGAGAUCACCGGCAGGAACACAACAAACGAGGAGCUGGAGAGCAUGUUGGAGAGCGACAACCCGGCCAUCUUCACCUCGGGAAUCAUCAUGGACUCCAACAUCACCCAGCAGGCCAUGAACGAGAUCGAGACCCGGCACAAUGAGAUCAUCAAGCUGGAGAACAGCAUCCGGGAGCUGCACGACAUGUUCAUGGACAUGGCCAUGCUUGUGGAGAGCCAGGGGGAGAUGAUUGACCGUAUAGAGUACAACGUGGAGCACUCGGUGGAUUACGUGGAGAGGGCGGUGUCUGACACCAAGAAGGCGGUCAAGUACCAGAGUAAAGCGCGGAGGAAGAAAAUCAUGAUCAUUAUAUGUUGUGUGGUGCUGGGAAUAGUCAUUGCAGCCAGUGUUGGUGGAACUCUGGCUUAGGACACACAGUUGGCACCAGCAGUGAUGCACAUAAAUACAACACACACAUGCUCACACGCAUAUACACACACACGCACACACACACACACACUCACACACAAACAAACACACAGUCAUACAAAUGCACAGGCAUACAUAAUGCAUUUUCCUGCACAAAGCAUAUUGCAUACCUGUGUUGCGACAAGUGAUACACAGCGUGCAGGGGAGGCGUAUUUCUUAUGCAUGAGUUCCUUUUUUGUAAAUGUGUGGUUCUGCGAUGUGUUUACCUGGGUGUUGAAUGUUAUAUGACAAAGUUAAAAAAUGUUUUUUGAGGUCUUAUUUGAAGGGGUUGGGGGGGACAUUAGUGAUCUUGGAAAUUUUAAUGUUGCACACACAUUCCAACUUGAAAUUUUUCUAUUUAUUUUUUUUAUUUCAAAAUAAAUAGCCUUUAUUUACUGUGCUAAUCUAUUAAACCGUUUCUUAAUUGAAUCCAAUGAGGAAGAUAUUCUUUUAGAUACCAUAUAUUGGGGGCAGCGUAGGAGCCCUACAGUAGGAAAUGUUUAUAACCACAAUCAGGCGCAAUUGCUGAAGUCCUGUUUUAGAUUCUUAAAACAUGGAUUUAAACUAUUGCCGUCGAAGCAUAUCAAUACCCGUCCUGCUCUCACCCCUUUGAUGUGCAGUAUGUCUUGGCCUAAUUUUUGCAUGAUUUCUCAGAAUGGUAUGAUAACGUUGUUCAGUGGAGCGAAAAGUUGUGACAGUGUAUUUUAAUCCUUGCUUUGAAAACCAGCCCAGGCUGCCACCCUGGAGAUGGGCUGCCUCAGUCAGUAUUAUUCCAUCCCUCCACAUUCCCACUCCGGAACAUUCUCCUGCUGCUGCUCAUUCCAGCCAAUCACCAACAGCUUCUUCUCCCAUACUGCCUUACUGCUAUUUGUAUUGGUGUGUUGUGUGUGUGUGUGUGAGGGAGAGAGCAUGUGUGUGUGCCUGUAGUAUUUGUGUCUGUGUGUGAAUAUCUGUAUCGAGCCACUUGUGUCCUUGCUGUGUACAAAAAAAAUCAUUUUUCCCUCUGAUCCAAGUAAUGACACAGAAGAAUCACUUAGAUUGCCUAUAAGAAACCUCACAGACUACAGUGAAGUCCUGCCAGGGUGGCUACAUUGUUCUGCAAUGUCAUCCAUUCCCUCAGCUUAUGUAUCUCUUACAAACUGGCUUUCAUAUUGAGGUAGAAAUCCCAGUAAAUUGACAUUUUGUUGGGUUUGGUGUGUGUGUGGAUAUACUGUACCAUUGCAAGCUGUGGCCUGAGCGGUCACCGUUAGCAGCCAUCAGACUAAUACAUUCCAAAAGCUUGCUGGACAAACAACAGCCAUGUUGCCUACUCAAGUCGCUGCCUCUGUGUUACAAUGCUGAUGUAUAAUUUUUUUUUUUUUAACGUGAAACUUGUCUGAUAACUGUCCUUCUUUUUAAAUUGAGGAGAGAACAUUAGAAACACACACCAGAUGUGCCAUAUCGUGUAGGCUUUUUACGGUGGACCUACCCUUCCAUAUGUGUACAGAUGUCUUCAUCUGAGGUACUACAUGGACCUUGGUGGUGGAGUGGGGGUGGGGGUAUCACAUCCAAGAAAUAUCAAAAAGGGAUGUAAGGGGUUACACAGGGGUUUAUG
Messenger RNA from Megalops cyprinoides (Indo-Pacific tarpon), 2608 nucleotides. Its product is annotated as syntaxin-1A-like. The record is from RefSeq and is a predicted model, not a curated record. Lineage: Eukaryota; Metazoa; Chordata; Actinopteri; Elopiformes; Megalopidae. Gene Ontology annotation, biological process: synaptic vesicle fusion to presynaptic active zone membrane; intracellular protein transport; exocytosis. The coding region runs from base 109 to 975 and encodes 288 amino acids. The transcript is spliced from 10 exons. Gene Ontology annotation, molecular function: SNAP receptor activity; SNARE binding. Gene Ontology annotation, cellular component: SNARE complex; plasma membrane; synaptic vesicle.